GUCAAAAGCAAGAACCUCGCUGCAGUCUGGGACUUUAACUCAUUGCCGUGAUUUAUUUCCUACGCAGACUUCGUCGUGUGUUCAAUCAAGAAAGCACGCACGUCGUCUUGCAUUAUUGACCUCCCAAAACAUUCCAAACUUGAGAGCGAAACUUAUUCAGUCGCCUUCAUUUUCG
Molecule: messenger RNA, 175 nt
Organism: Amoebophrya sp. A120
Lineage: Eukaryota; Dinophyceae; Syndiniales; Amoebophryaceae
Source: the annotation of a GenBank genome assembly